UAUAAUUCAUUAUUGUUAUUUAAGUAGUCAGGUAGUUAAGACUUCUGGUGAUAUGGCUCUCUAGGGAAGAACUUGGAGCCCCCUCAUGUAAGGUAUACACUGAGAGGCACACCUUUUAAUUCUAACCCAGGACCUCUGGCAUUGAACUUUCUUUGUUUCAUGCACUUAAACCUCCCUCCAGGUGACUUUGGUAGCGCCUGUGGUGGGAUUCUGAUCUCCCUCCUCCGUGUGUGUCCCGGGGUCCUCCUUCCAGGAACAAGACUUCUCACUCUUCAGAGCGAUUCUGUCUGACUUCUGGUCAUGCACCUUUCUGUCCUGGCUGGCUUGGAACCUCCCUCCCUGUGUGUGCAAAUCCUCGCCUUCGGGAGUGAGAUCUCUUCCUUCUUCGUGUGACAUUGAAUACUACUCCAUUUGCAUUUUGGCGAAGAGCCGCUGAGUUUAGAUCAUAGAUGAAAUGUGACAGUCGCUGUCAUCUGUGAAGAGGACAGACUAAUCGGAAAGAUCCAGAGAGGGUUCACUAAAUUGUGCUCUACAGCGGACUAAAUUGGGCACAGACAAGAGACAGGUACAGUGAAGCAACAGGUAGAAGUGACAGGUUCACAGAGCGGAGUUUCAAGUCAGCAAGGAGAUUGUACAUCAAGAGAAAGAACAAGGUCAGGUCUAGCUGACAUGUCAGGGCUGGAGAAAUGGAUGUUCCUGGUUCUGUCUGCCACCGAGUUCAUUCUGGGGAUGCUGGGGAAUGGGUUCAUAGUGUUGGCCAGUGGCAGCAGCUGGUGCAAAAACAAGACAGUCUCUCUGUCUGACUUCAUCAUCACUAACCUUGCUCUCUCUAGGAUCGUUCUCCUGUGGAUUCUCUUGGUGGACGGUGUUUUAAUGGUGUUCUCUUUCAAAGUACGUGAUGAAGGGAUAGUGAUGCAAAUUAUUGAUAUUUUCUGGACAUUUACAAACCACCUGAGCAUUUGGCUCGCCACCUGUCUCAGUGUCCUCUACUGCCUGAAAAUUGCCACUUUCUCCCAUCCUGCAUUCCUCUGGCUCAAGUGGAGAGUUUCUAGGGUGGUUGUAUGCACGAUUUUGGGUGCCCUGUUCUUAUCGUGUGUCAGUGCCCUAUCUCUGAUCCAGGAAUUUAAGAUCUAUUCGGUUCUCAGGGGGAUCGAUGGCACAGGGAAUGUGACCGAGCACUUUAGAAAGAAAAGAAAUGAAUACAAAGUAUCCCAUGUUCUUGGGACUCUGUGGAACCUGCCUCCCCUAAUUGUGUCUGUGGCCUCGUACUUUCUGCUCAUCCUCUCCCUGGGGAGACACGUGCAGCAGCUGCAGCAAAGCGGCAUCAGCUCCAGAGAUCCAAGCACUGAGGCCCACCAGAGAGCCAUCAAAAUCAUCGUCUCCUUCCUCUUUCUCUUCCUGCUUUACUUUUUGGCCUUUCUGAUUACAUCCUGCAGUUAUUUCAUACCAGGAACUGAGAUGGUCAUUAUGAUCGGAGAAGCAGUUACAAUGUUUUAUCCUGCUGGCCACUCAUUCAUUCUCAUUCUGGGAAACAACAAGCUGAAGCAGACGUUCGUGGAGAUGCUGUGGUGUGAGCCUGGCCUUCGGAAGCCUGGAUUCAAGGGACCUUUUACCCCCUAGAGUGACUGAGGGCACAGACGAGAGCCUGGGAGUCCUUUAGUCUGGCUCAAGGCUAAGGGCUCCUCCUGAUCCUUUCGUGGCACCAAUUCUGUGACACAGGAGGAGAGAGACGCGACUACAUUGUGCUAGCCCACUGGGGACAUGUCUCUUGGCUUUUCUUUGUGUGGUGUUUUGGAGAGGGUGAAACAGUCUCUGGAAAAUGUCAGUAUAGUAGGAACACUCACUAUAUAGAUGUAGAGUUGUACUUUAAUAGCUAUCAACCUAAUGAGCUGAUUCCUAGCUUUAACUUCAAGUUUAUAUGGACAGUCAUGAGCUAAUGUAACUAGGACAGUGUAAUGGAUCUGCGGGGAAGAGAAGAGGCUUUGCAGUUCCCCAGACUUGGGUUUGAAUUCUGGUUCUAUUUCCAAGACUUUUGGCCGUUGGUGAGUUACUUUCAUUUACUUUCUGAUCCUCUCUUCCGUCAUUUUAAAAUGCGGACGGUGACACGGACUUCACAAUUCAGGAGGCAGCGUGGCCUGCGUGCUGUGUAGAGCCUUCGCUCGGUGAAGCGGGCAUCUGACAGUGAAUUGUACAGCAGGAGCAGUUCCCGCAGGAGAUGAGUUUCCACACGUCCUCUGUGUGAGGACAAAAGCAGCGGAAUGAGAAUCAAGACCCUUGGCCAGUAGGCUCCAGUCCAGUCCCGUGGUGGUGAUUUCCCUUCAGGACUCCUGGUGUUCCUUUAUUGUUUGGCUGAAGUAAAUUGCCAAGUAAAUUUUUUUAUUUUUGGUUAGGGCAAAAGUCCAAGCAGAUUUUCUUUUUUAA
Molecule: messenger RNA, 2421 nt
Organism: Mustela erminea (ermine)
Lineage: Eukaryota; Metazoa; Chordata; Mammalia; Carnivora; Mustelidae
Gene: TAS2R3
Product: taste 2 receptor member 3
Exons: 1
Coding region: 670-1620 (316 amino acids)
Biological process (GO): G protein-coupled receptor signaling pathway; detection of chemical stimulus involved in sensory perception of bitter taste; sensory perception of taste
Cellular component (GO): membrane
Molecular function (GO): G protein-coupled receptor activity; bitter taste receptor activity
Source: RefSeq, a predicted model, not a curated record